CUAUCUAUUUCCAUCGGACAUGCCAUCUCUGUUUAGAUGUUGAUUUCUGCGAGUCAAAAUCUCCAUCUAAUGCUUGGCCAAUAUGUGCACUAGAUUAUGUCGAAUCUUCUUUUGAUCCCGAUUUCCGACAUUUCGCCAGCCUCUUAAAUACAGGUUACAUAUCGGCUCAUAAGAUGUGUCCAAAUGCCCACAUACUCUAUUAACCCGAGUAUGUCUGCCCUAUCACUGCAAGCUGCCCUUCCCGUUGUGGUGGCCGCCGGCCUGCUCUGUCAUUUUGUAUUCAAACGUUACGAACCAGACAGCCCGCUCUCACAUCUGGGGCUGCUUGUCGUAGUUCCAGCUGUGCUCACGACCCUGCUUUUGCCGAGCGCAUCAAUAUUUAUGCGCGCAUUCGGUUGUGUGUGUCUAUUGUAUUACUCUACUAUCAUCGUUUCCGUGGUAGUGUACCGUCUAUCUCCCUGGCAUCCACUUGCGAGAUAUCCUGGCCCCAUCCCAUGCCGUAUCUCCAAAUUCUGGAUGGCAUGGGUCUCUCGCGAUGGGAAGCAGCACCAAUACUACUCAAGGCUGCACCAAACGUAUGGUGACGUUGUCAGGAUCGGUCCUAAUGAGCUAUCAAUACGAGACGUCAAUGCUAUAGCUCCGUUGAUGGGCCCAAAUGGGUUGCCUAAAGGACCUCACUGGGACGGACGCAUGGCUGAGCAAUCAGCAAUCAGGGCACUCAUCUCGGUGAGGGAUCCUGUAGAGCACUCGCGGCGGAGAAAACCUUGGGGCAGGGCUUUCAGUUGUGCCGCACUGAAAGGCUACGAAGAGAUUCUUGGGAAGCGCGUCCAACAAUUCGUAACGAUGCUUGAGCAGCAGACAAAGCCAGUCAAUCUUGCCCAGUGUAUAAGUCAUUUCACGUUUGACUUCAUGAGCGACAUGGCAUUUGGCGGAGGAUCAGAAAUGUUGCGCGACGGUGAUAAGGACAAUACUUGGCAUUUGCUUGAAAGCGGACUUCCAACUGCCUUGGUUCUGUCUCACUUACCUUGGCUCGGAAAAUACUAUGUCAAGCUGCCAGGAAUUGGGGAGGACCUCAAGAAAUUCCGGAUGUUCUGUCAAGAACGUGCUAUGCUUAGGCGUACCCAAGGCUCUCAGUCUAAAGACCUCUUCCACUAUCUGAUUGACGAGGCGGGGCUUGAACGUCACAGUUCUCCUCCAACUUUUGCUGAAGUGGCGUCUGAUGGGGUCCUUGCUAUAGUAGCUGGGUCUGAUACCACAGCAACCACGCUAAGCUCUCUGUUCUGGUCGCUCCUGAGCAAUCCAGAAACAUACCUCCGGCUGCAAGCUGAGGUCGACAGAUUUUUCCCUCCUGGCGAAGAUUCACUUUCUACUGUGCAUCACCCUCAAAUGAGUUACCUGAAUGCCGUAAUUAACGAAACUCUGCGGCUCUUCCCACCCGUUCUUGGUGGAAGUCAGCGCGGAGUACCGAUAGGCGGUGACGGCAAGUUUGUCGGCCCUUACUUCUUACCCGAUGGUACCAGCGCAUUCGUUCAUUUUUAUUCCCUUCACCGUGAUCCUCGCAACUUCUCUCCUUCACCCGACACCUUCUGGCCGGAGCGGUGGCUCAAACCUGAAGAGCGAGCAGCGCUCUCAUCAUUUGAUUCAAAAGGCCUCGAAAAAUUCCCAAUCGUCCACGAUACCAAGGCUUUUAUCCCAUUUUCAUUUGGCCCCGCAAAUUGCGUUGGCAAGCAGCUCGCAUGUCAAGAAAUGCGCACGGUAGUUUGUAUGAUGAUGCAACGACUGAACUUUAGCUUUGCUGAGGGAUACGACCGAGACUCCUGGGAACGCGACUUGAAGGAUUAUUUUGUUGCCACGAAAGGGAGCCUGCGGGUCGUCUUAUCUCCACGGAAUCCAACUACUUGAAUGCCUGAGAGUUGGACAGAUUAUCUUACACCGCCUAGUUAUUGAUCAUGUAUUCAUCUCAUCUCGUUAUCACGGAUAUUUCUAUGCAGUGACGAGUUUUCUCUUGGGGUUAUCUUGUAUAUUUACAUCAGUAAUCUAAGUGAUGUUCAGGGCGUCAUGUAGCAUCAUGCACCAAACUCGUCAGGGCCACCGGUUGCAUCCAA
Messenger RNA from Suillus paluster, 2105 nucleotides. Its product is annotated as cytochrome P450. NCBI's taxonomy places the organism in Eukaryota, Fungi, Basidiomycota, Agaricomycetes, Boletales, Suillaceae. The transcript is spliced from 10 exons. The record is from RefSeq and is a predicted model, not a curated record. Gene Ontology annotation, molecular function: iron ion binding; monooxygenase activity; heme binding. The coding region runs from base 184 to 1902 and encodes 572 amino acids.